UGUCCUCCACCCCCAACACCAACCCACAGCAAUCUGAUACCGGAGACGAGCGGUCCAGACAAGCCUGCAAACGAGGCGUUCCCAGCCGCCCAGCUCAGAACGAGACGAGAGAUAUCCAUCUCCUCCCUCCGCCAUCUGUCAGCGCAGGAGGAAUAGUCGCGGUGUACCGCACACCAGAAAAGCUCACUAUAGGCGCCACUGAUUUAUGAAUUCUGUUUUUUUCUAUAAGGAAGGGCGAGAAAUGAGACGGGACGGAGAAGAAACUGGUUUGGAAUUAAGCUAGCGUCGGUUAGCUUCGGGAGCAGUCAGCUUGCAACCUAUCCGAGCUAAGUAGCUAACCUUUAAAUGCCAAAUUCCUAGCUGCAAGUGUCGAAAGAGUAGACAUUUUUACGAAGGGUAGAGCUGAGAAUGUUUUGCAGUUAGACGAAAGUAUUGGGCGCCCGUUUUUUCGCGAUUUUUACCCUCUUUACCUAAGUUUUGUAGUACCAGACAGUCGCCCCAGGCAGCUAGCAUGUUAGCUAGCAGAUAUGAACGUUCCUCGCUGGCUAGUUGUGGAUGGCAGAUCCGCCAAACAAGUUAGCCUCUCGGCUCGUCUGUCCGGUCUGUGCUGGGGUCGAAAACAGGACUAACUUAACUUCCAUAUACACUUAAUGUUCGCGAACAGAUAACUUCGACCGACCCCAACAUAACAGCGCUUCUUCUUUAUUUAUUUGUUUUUUUUUUUUUGUUUUUUUUUUUUUGCACCAUUUCUCGAUGUAUUAUUCCAUGUCUGCGAGAGCGGUUCAAGUUAUUGAGCUGACGUGAGGAAGAGGGGCUGAAAACAAAGUGGGAACUGUCGAAGAAGAAGGACCACAAGAAGUAAAAAAGAAAUCUCGGUGGAUCUCUUAACUACGAGACCAAAGUCAGUAAACAUUAUGGCUGUGGGCCGAAUCACGAUAAAAUCGCUCGCUAAAUUUGGGAUUUGCUUGGCGAUUCUCCUGACUUCAGUGGCUGCGGCGCAGGGUGAGGUGAGGGAAUGUGCCUUCACAGACCAGCAGCAGCAGUGGGAGGUGGAACGAGUGGCGGGCGGCGAAGGCCGGGUCUCCCCAGAGAACACCACUAUCCGAUGUGCCAAAGGCCGCCACUGUUUUGGCCUCUGGGAGAAAAGUCCUCCAGGCGAAGUGCGGCUGGUCAAACAAGGUUGCUGGACUCACCUCGGUGACAACCAGGGCUGCCGAGAUGACCGCUGCGUGGUUACCAACUUGCCUCCACAGAUCCAGAAUGGGACUUACCACUUCUGCUGCUGCGGCAGCGACAUGUGCAAUGUGAACUUCACAGAGGACUUCCCACUGCCGAGCCCCACCACUGCACAGCCCAUUCAUCCUCACACACUGCGCUACGAAGAGACAGUAAUUAUCACCCUGGCAACAGUCUCCGUGCUGGCUGUGGUUGCUGCAGCAGCCUUCUUUGGUUACCGUAUGAUGCACGGAGAUGGCAAACAAGGCCUUCACAAUCUCAACAUGAUGGAAGCUGCAGGCUCUGAGAGCUCUCUGGACCUGGACAAUCUCAAACUGCUGGAGCUGAUUGGGCGUGGCAGAUACGGAGCCGUGUACUGCGGAUCUCUGGAUGAGCGGCCCGUUGCUGUAAAGGUGUUCACUGCAGCCAACCGACAGAACUUCCUCAACGAAUGCUCGAUCUACCGGCUGCCACUGCUGGAGCAUGAUAACAUCGCACGGUUCGUGGCGGCCGAUGAGCGAACAGGCCCAGAGGGACGCACAGAGUACCUGCUGGUCAUGGACUACUACCCACAUGGCUCUCUGAGUCGCUACCUGAGUGUCCAGACCAACGAGUGGGUUGGCAGCUGCCGGCUGGCUCACUCUGUAACCCGUGGCCUGGCGUACCUGCACACUGAGCUCUUCAAAGGAGACUUGUACAAGCCAGCAGUUUCACACAGGGACCUGAACAGCCGGAACAUCCUCGUCAAGGCUGACGGGACAUGUGUCAUUAUUGACUUUGGCCUAUCCAUGAAGCUGACAGGGAACAGAGCUGCACGCCAUGGGGAGGAGGAAAAUGCUGCUAUAAGUGAGGUGGGAACUAUCCGUUACAUGGCUCCAGAGGUGCUCGAGGGCGCAGUGAACCUGAGGGACUGUGAGGCAGCGCUGAAGCAGGUGGAUAUGUAUGCACUAGGGCUCGUCUACUGGGAGACCUUCAUGAGAUGUACUGACCUUUUCCCUGGAGAGUCUGUGCCAGAGUACCAGAUGGCCUUUCAGGCGGAGGCAGGGAACCACCCAACGUUUGAGGACAUGCAAGUUCUGGUGUCCAGGGAGAAGCAGAGGCCUAAAUUCCCUGAGGCCUGGAAAGAGAACAGUCUGGCGGUUCGCUCUCUGAAAGAGACGAUGGAAGACUGUUGGGACCAGGACGCAGAGGCUCGCCUCACAGCUCAGUGUGCUGAGGAACGACUGGCAGAGCUGCUCCUCAUAUGGGACCGCUCCAAGUCUGUCAGCCCCACACUCAACCCCAUGUCCACAACACUACACAAUGAGAGAAAUCGAAUGACACCAAAGUCUGGCCCAUACACAGACCAUUCGUCCACCUACAUUGAAGAACAUGAGGGUGUAGCUAAGAACACACAGGUGGACACAACUAGCUCUGUGACUAGCAGAGUUGGGGUUGGGGCUGGAGAGAGGAACAGGAAUUCCAUCAACCAGGAGCGCCAGCAGCAAGCCAACGCCCGUCUGCCCAGCCCAGAAGGCAGCACAACCAGCAUGGGCCUGAGAGGCAGCCCUUCAGCCUCCACUACAACUACCACUAUCAUCUCUGAGUCAGAGGGACCCACAGGGGCCGCCACCGUGCCCGUGUGCCUACACUUGACCCAAGAAGACCUGGAAACCACAAAGCUGGAUCCUAAAGAAGUAGACAAGAACCUGAAGGAGAGCUCAGAUGAGAACCUAAUGGAGCACUCCCAGAAGCAGUUCUGCUCACCUGACCCGCUGAGCCCUGGCAGUUCCAGCCUGCUCUAUCCUCUUAUCAAGAUGGCGAGUGAGGCCUCCGGCACAUCAGACACCACUGCCACAAUGCCCACCACCAUCUUUCCCCUGCCCAAGCAGCAAAACUUGCCCAAGAGGCCAUCCAGUCUGCCCCUGCGUAACAAGCCUGCCAAGAAGGAAUCCUCCUCCUCUUCACUCAGGUUUAAAUUUGGGCGCUCAGGGAAGUCCAACCUGCGGCAGGUGGAGGGGACAAAGAUAAACAUUACUGCAGUUACAGGCUCAAAUUCAGCCGUAGAGGCUCACCGGGGCACAGGCACAAACAACUUACCUGUUCUACGGGAUACACACGCCAAUGGUGGCAUUAACGGCACUGUUAACGGUCAUAUCAGUGCUGGGAUCUCAUCCCUGGUGACAGGUGGAGCAACGGGUUUCGGAGGCUCCACCAUAACUCACAAUGGGUCUGGAGCCCUGAGGUCAGACGACAGCCGGCUGUCCCUCGGUGUCAUCACAGCCAGCCCCGAUGAACACGAACCACUUUUGAGCCGAGAACGAGAGCAGCCCGAUCAAAGAGACACGUCCACGAACAUGACCGCUCUGCGCUCAGCCCGUCCCAACACCAACAACAACAACAGCAACACAGGCCAUGGCCAAGGGGACGGCGACAGCGGUGGGGAGAGCGAUGGAGGCGAGGAGGAGGGGAGCAGUGAGGGCGCAAGCAGGGAAGCUACAGUGCCCCCAGGAGAAAGCUCACUGUCAGGGACUGUUGCAGCAGACCCCCAGGGGGAAGCUUCAGUCAGCAUGAGAGGAGAGGCCCUGCUCCGGCAGCCCAGAGCCCGCAGGCCCGAGAGACCCAACUCCCUGGAUCUGUCCUUCACAACGCAGGACUUGGCCUCACUAGGGGAGGGUUUCAUCCAGCCAGAUGGAGCCUUGGGGACCGGAGAAAAGAUCAAGAAGCGCGUCAAAACCCCUUAUUCUCUGAAGAAGUGGCGACCCACCACGUGGGUCAUCUCCACAGACACCCGGGGGCCAGAGGUUAACAACAACGGUUCCACCCGAGGUCAAAGUCACAGUCAGAACCGGCCCAAGUCCAGUUCAGCCAUCUACCUGCGAGGGGGCAGCUUGGCCAGCGAACCCAGCGACACGCAUGUGUGAACUUGGACCUUCUGACAAGACUGGCAACAAUAACCAGAGAGCGCUUGGUUACUUUGUGUUGAGCUCUCUGCUCUGAAUCAGCACGAGGAAGCUAUGGAGUAUGUCAUGAACCAACAAUCGAGUCUGAUCAUGUACAGUAAUUAGGUCUGUCUCGCUCCUGUGUGUCUUUCUGAUGGCAUUGCUUUAAAUGGAAUCCAGCUAUGCAGCAUUCUCAUUCGCUUCUUGUUUCUGCAUUGUUUUUUUUUUUAAAUCUCCCCUUGUUGGUUUGAAGUUUCAUAGUGAUACUUUGAAUAGAAUUCUUUUUUUUUUUUUCUUUGUGCACUUUGAACCAAUUUGAAAUCAGUGUUUCCUAACCCUGUCUGUUGCGACCAAGACGAAGUGUGGUCUCUAAACUUAAACGGGCGAUGAAAAACAAUCAACACUCGGAGUGCUCUGUUUCUCAUACUUUCCUCUGUCAAGUAAAGUGAGAGUGGGCUCUGUAAAAUAAUUAACGGUCUUAAAAGACAAAACCAACUUUUUAAAAAUGUUUCUUUGUAUGCAAUACCAAUCGUCUCAUUCACUUUGUAUCUUCUUUUUUUUUAUCAUACUUUUUAAGUGUGCAAUAGGAUGUAGCUUUUAGAUGCUUUCAGUGUUUUUAUUGCUUCCAUUAUUUUUUUUUAUCCUGUCAUUAUUUUUGAUAUGUUAAUGUUAAUUGUUUGAUAUGUUAAUCUCUGUUGCACUUAUGAAUAGUCACAGUCGUUUUGUAAACAAUCCUACACACACACACACUGUUGUAACCCCCCCCCCCCCCCCCCUCCCCAAACUGACUCAAGAGGAGAAACUAGCUGACAAUCCUCCUCUGUGGACUAUCUUUACGGGGAUGCUAACACUAAAGAAUCAAUCCCAGCUGAUUAUAAAAAUGAAUUAUCGUGGAACUUCUCUGCUUGCACAAUUACACCAGUAACGAAUCUCAUUCUGGGGUCUUACAAUCACCGGAGUCCAACCUACGGAGGGAUCUGUUACAGUGGCUGACUCAAUCACUGUACCACUAUUAUCUGACCUCAUUGUGUACUCUGCAUUCAGCUGUCUGACUGAAAGACAUGAAAUAUUAGAAAGCCCAGAUUCUGCUGUUGGAACACAAAUCAGAAACUAAACUUAAAAAAAAAACAAAAAAAACUGAAGCACGCUGGAUAUUAUUUUUGCUUCUUGUUGUCUCAUCCCCUGAUGUUGGAGUGAGUGAGUCUGUGUGCGUUGCGUGAAUGUGCAUGUGUUGUUUACUUGCGCUGUACAGGCGAGCUAAAAUGUCAACGUACUCGUUCUGUAUUUUCAGCGCUGCUUCAGGGCAUAUGAAAAGAUCUCAUUUAUGUUUUUGUAAUCUGUAGUUUGUAUGAAAAAAAAAAAAGAACACCUAUAUGUAUCGCAUUAAUAUUUGCAUCAUUUUUAUGGUAAUCAGUUUUGCAUUCAAUGGACAUGGCCUUUGAUUCCAUUGCUAUGCGUCUGCUUGGUACACUUUCUUGGUACAGUACAAGUCAGUAUGGAAGAAAAAACUCAAUAAAUGUAUGAAAUAA
Molecule: messenger RNA, 5665 nt
Organism: Archocentrus centrarchus (flier cichlid)
Lineage: Eukaryota; Metazoa; Chordata; Actinopteri; Cichliformes; Cichlidae
Product: bone morphogenetic protein receptor type-2
Exons: 13
Coding region: 915-4118 (1067 amino acids)
Biological process (GO): cellular response to growth factor stimulus; BMP signaling pathway; protein phosphorylation
Cellular component (GO): signaling receptor complex; plasma membrane
Molecular function (GO): transforming growth factor beta receptor activity; ATP binding
Source: RefSeq, a predicted model, not a curated record